UUGUUUUAUCAAUUUUUCAGAAUGAAUGGGGGAAUGGAGCAUAGAACUCCAGGUCAUAAUGCAGUGCUUCACAAGGCACCGAAAAAUUAUAAACUUCUUAUGGAUCCAUGUCUUGUAAAGGGGGCUACAAAAUUGUACAGAUAUGAUGGUUGUGUGCCUGGAGAUGCAUCUUAUCCUCCAGUUCAGUGCAGAGAUCCUAGGUCGCAACUAUCAAGGAUAUGGAAUAAGUUAGAACCAGCAGAUUUGCCAGUUCCUAGAUUUAGGAUAGACAAAAACUAUGUAGGAAUUCCUCCACAAAUAGAAAUAACAGUUGGAAAUUUAAAUGACAACAUAGAUAAAGCGUUUUUGGCAGAAAUGAUGAACAAAGUUGGGCCACAUGAAGAGUUGACAAUAUUUUACCAUCCAGUUACUCAUAGGCAUUUGGGAUUUGCAAGAAUAGUAUUUCAAGAUGUAAAGUACUCUAAGAUAUGCAUAGAAAAAUAUAAUGGGAAGUCAGUCAUGGGUCAGGUGCUGGAUGUCUUUCAUGAUCCAUUUGGCAAAAAAUGUCAGGAGAUGUUUGAAGAGAAGACUAUGGAACGAAAACUACAGCCAGUGUCAACCAUUACAAAGUCCGCUGUUGUAGAAGAUUCUCGUUUGUCCAAAACUGAAUUGCUUAGCAAGAGACUAGAGGACACUAAAUUGACAGACAAGGAGGGAUAUUCGCGCUACAAGGAGGAUCAUAAUGACAGUAAUACUCGUUGGUCAGAUGAGGAGCGAGAGUAUAGGCAUCGCCAUCGCAGUCGAAGUGAGAGGGACAGAGAUAGUGAUAGGGACCGAGAUAGAGAUCGAGAACGGUACAGAGAACGUUACGCGCGGGGAACAAGCGAUACAAGUGAACCAGCUUAUGUGGCUCCGAGCCAUGCGUCUAGCCACGCCUCUAGCCACGCCUCCAGCCACGCCUCCAGCCACGCGUCCAGCCACACGCCCAGCCUCGCCGCUAGCCACGUGGCCAGCCACGCCAUCACCAUCGCUGCCAGCCACACCCCCAGCCAUGCUGCCAGCCACACUCCCAGCCAUGCUGCCAGCCACACCCCCAGCCAUGCUGCCAGCCAUACCCCCAGCCAUGGAGCCACUGCCAGCCACACUGCCAGCCAUGCCGCUAGCCAUGCCGCCCCCCAAACAUCUAGCCUCCCGCCCGCUCAUACAACGGAAGUACCUUUUACGCCCACUGGUCCUUUGCCCUAUGACCCUUAUUACCAACAAAGUUAUGGGUAUGGAUAUGGAGCGAGUCCAGCCCCAAGCGCGAGCGGUAUGUGGUGGGACUGGAGACAUCCCCACCACGCAACACAUCAUCAUCCACACGCGGAGCGGCGCGCGGGGCAGGCGGGGCCGGCGUGGGCGGGGGGCACGUCCGCCGCGGUGGGCACUUCCGCCGCGGGGGGGCACAUCCGCCGCGCCGCACUGCCGCGAGCGCUCGCCCGACCCGCCCGACCUACGCGACCGUACGACCAAAGACAAGCUUGUGAAACAUUUAAAUUGGUGUUGUUACUACAUUAUUGGUAUCAGUGCAUUAUAAUACAUUGUUGUAAGGAGGUGCGCGCUGAGAGCACGUGUGCGGAUACGGAGAACUUAGAGCCGCCGCCGCCGGGCGUGGGGCCGGAGUACUCGCCCGACCCAAAGCCGCCGCCGCCCGCAGAAGAGCCCAAGAACGUCGACCUUGACACCAGGAUCGCAAUGCUGCUGAAGGGCGCGAGCGGUGGCGGUGGGCUGGCGCCACCGUUCCUGGCGCUGGGCAUCUCGUCCGAGGAGGAGGACGACGAGCGCCUGCCCGCCAACAUGCCCGACCUCGACGCGCACCACCCGCCCUCCGACGACGAGGGAUCCGGCAGUGAAGAUCGUGGAAGCAUAAUUUCAAUAAGUAUGAAGAAGGAAAUGAACCCUGAACCACUUUCGAAUACACCGUCACCAUUUUUAAGUCGAGAGUUCUACCUUGACUGUUUAAGGGUCACUGUUGAGAAGAGACCAAUAGUGGAACAGCAGAACAAAGUGUCGAGCAUGGACAAGAUUGGUUCGGAUAUUUCAUCGUCGGAGGACGAAUUGCUAACAGGCGAAGAGCCUCGACGUUCACCAGCUGCGCCCCCUGAUAAGGACCAAGAUAACCUGGACGACGAUCAGAUGUCGCUGUCGUCGCUGUCGUCGACGGAGGCUAAGAUCGAGGAGCAAGUGCCGGCGGAGGCGUACUUCUACCCGCCCGUGACCGCGCACCCUCCGCCGCACCCCGCCUACUACCAGCCCAUGUGGCCGCACACAGCAUAUCCUCCGCCGACGUACACGACUCCUGAGAUGGCGAUGGCGUACAGUGCCGGGUAUCCUGCACCGUCCAUGUUAACACAUCACUUCCAGCCCUAUCCUCAGCCGGCGCCACAUCAACAGGAAUUGGAUAACCCACACUACCCGACAAUAAAUAGUGUGAUAGAGCGAGUUACAGCAGAAUUGAAGCAAAUCCUGAAAAAAGAUUUUAACAAGAAGAUGAUUGAGAGCACGGCCUUCAAGAGCUUCGAGUUGUGGUGGGAUGAGCAGAGUCGUAAGACUAGGCAACCUAAGACCACCAAACCCGAAGACACGGGCCAACCAUUACAGGAUAAUUCGAAUAAAAAAGAAGAGACGGUGGAUUCUAUAAAAUCAAUAAUGGAGUCACGAGACAUAGGGCUUGAGUUAGGAGGCUAUGGUGUCGGUAUUGGUCUGGGGCUACGCGCCGCCAUUCCUAAGAUGCCGAGUUUCAGACGCAAAAGAAAAAUACCCUCGCCCGUUGUUAUGGACGAAGACUCCUCUAAACGGCUCAGUGAUCAGGAAGAAAUGGUGCAAAACUCUGAUGAAGAGAAGGAAAUCCCGACGAGUCCUCGGAACAGGACGACUGGUUCAUACCUCUCGACGAGUAGAAGACGAGAGUCGAGUAGCUCGUCAAGGUCGUCGUCGUCGUCGUCGUCGCGGUCGUCGUGGUCGGGCUCGGGGUCGGAGCGCAAGGGCGCCGCGCCGCGCCUCUACUCCGACUCCGACACAGACACCGACCUCGACGAGGCCGAGUUUAAGGUGGUAUCUAACAAGGAGAGACUUAGGAGAGUGUAUUCCUCAUCAGAUAGCGAAGAGGAACAGAGUAGAAGAGAAAAAACUCCAAUACCUCCAGUGGAAAUGGACGAGGCGGGUGAAGAGUGUACACCCCUCGAGGCAGAAAGGUUGGGCUCACCUAUACAAUCACCUGAGGAAGAACCGCGAGAUCUUCUGCUUGAUCGUGUAUAUUCUGAUUCUGAAGAAGAACGAGAAUAUCAGGAAAGAAGAAGACGAAACACAGAAUACAUGGAACAGAUCGAAAGAGAAUUCCUGGAAGAGCAGCGGCGAAAGUUGGAGGGAGAUACAAGAACACAACCCGACAAACCGCCUGAUGAUAGCUUAAUGGAUAGUAAGCCUGAAGAUAUAAGCAGUCCAGUCAGAAACCAUUUGAAAUCACCAGAUAAAAGUAAAAAGACGGCGGAUUUGGAAGAAGGUGAGAUCACUUCUGAGGAAGAACUUUUAAAUUCCCGGCUGAAGAAGGACAAAAAACAAAAGAGGAAAGAGGAAAAGAGAGAAAGGAUAACUUCGGGUAGCGAUGAGCACAGUCACAUUGAGUCUGCAUUUGGGGUCAAUGGUAUUAAGGAGAAGACAAGCGGUGCAUUGUCGGAGACAUCAUCGCCCCAGUCGCAAGCUUCGCAAGCGUCCCAAGCGUCGCAGGUGGCGCUGGAUCACUCGUACUGCCGACCACCGCCCACGCCCGCUUCGCCCGCCUGCCCGCCUGCCCGCCGCCCCUCCAAUCAUCUGCACCACGACCACGGUGAGCCAGUCCGUAACUAUCUGCACCACAACCAUGGUGAGCCAGUCUGCAACCAUUUGCACCACAAUCACAGUGAGCCAGUCUGCAAGUAUCUGCACCACGACCACAGUGAGCCAGUCCGCAACCAUCUGCACCACGACCACGGUGAACCAGUCCGCAACUAUCUGCGCCACAACCACGGUGAGCCAGUCUGCAACCAUCUGCACCACGAUCGCAGUGAGCCAGUCCGCAACUAUCUGCACCACAACCACGGCGAGCCAGUCUGUAACCAUCUGCACCACGAUCACAGUGAGCCAGUCCGCAACUAUCUGUUGCGGGUGCAGACACCACAACCACGGUGA
Parnassius apollo (apollo) is the source of this 4185-nucleotide messenger RNA. Lineage: Eukaryota; Metazoa; Arthropoda; Insecta; Lepidoptera; Papilionidae. The record is from the annotation of a GenBank genome assembly.